CUCCAGCUCAGGCUGCUGAGUGUGGGAGUGCUGAUUUGCUGGAACUCAUGGCGCUGGGCAUUCCUGCACGCACGCUGCCGCUGCUGCUGCUCCUACAGCUGCUGCUCGUGCCGGACAGCUCUGCAGGUGACGGUCCCAGCAGCUCGACCUUCCAGAUCUACAACGCGGCCCACGACCGCUGCCUGGAGGCCAAGGGCUCCACCACGGGGGUGGCGAAGUGCGACGCCGACGCGCCGGCCCAGCGGUGGCAGUGGGGCUCCUCGGCCACCCUCUUCGCCGCCUCCUCCCCGGGCCUGUGCCUCUCGGGGCCCCUCAAGCCCGCCGAGCUCAACCCCGUGGAGCUGGCGCCGUGCGGCGGGCGGCCGGCGGCGGCCGCGGCGACGGCGGCCACGGGGGGCGUAGCGGCCGGCAAGGUCGGCCUCCUGCAAGCCUGGGAGUGCCGCAACGACACGCUGCUGUCGCUGAGCGGAACGGACCUGCACCUGAACUGGCGCGGGACCCAGGGCUCGGUGGCCGUGCUGUUCAGGGGCAUGCUGGGGUGGAGCCGCUGGGUGUUGUGGGAUACCCGCGACAGUCUUUGCAGCCGCACCUACACGGCCGUCUACACCUUCGAGGGCAACGCCAAGGGGCAGCCGUGCCACGUGCCGUUCCUCUUUGAGGGCACGUGGUACGGGGGCUGCACCACGCAGGGGCGCAAGGACGGCCUCCUAUGGUGCGCCACCACCCCCGACUACGGCGAGGGGAAGUGGGGCUUCUGUCCCGUGCCAGACGACUCGUGCGAGCACUUCUGGCAGAAGGACCCCCGCUCCGGCUGGUGCUACCACCUGGCGCUGUCGGCGGCCCUGCCGUGGUACGAGGCCCGCAGCGCGUGCCGCCAGCGGGGGGCCCAGCUGCUGAGCGUGACCCAGCUCCACGAGCAGGCCUUCCUCUCUGGGCUGACGAGCUCGCAGGACAGCACGCUGUGGACGGGCCUCAACGAGCUGGACGAGCGCGGAGGGUGGCAGUGGAGCGACCACCGACCCUUCCGCUAUCUCAACUGGAAGGCGGGACACCCCACGGACGAGGAGGAUGCCAGUUGUGGCGCCUUCGACGCCUCGGCCCAGGGCCAGUGGGUCACCCUGGCGUGCUCCAAGCGCCUGGGCUUCAUCUGCCACAAGACCAUCGCCUCUCCCACGCAGCCUCCACCACAGCCAGCCACGGGCGCGGGGCCGCGGGGCUGCGGCGCGUCGUGGCUGCCCUACGCGGGCUCCUGCUACCGCCGGGCGGGGAGGCGCGACACGCAGACGCGCGCCCUGGCCGCGUGCCGGCGCGACGGCGGAGACCUCGCCAGCAUCCACAGCGCGCGCGAGCUCGAGUUCCUCGCAGCCCAGCUCGGAGGAGCGGGGGCGGGAGACGUGUGGAUCGGCCUUCACGACCGCCGCUCGCUCCUCUCCUACGAGUGGACGGACGACUCGGCGGUGGAGUUCACGCGGUGGAGCCGCUUCGAGCCGAGCGGCGGAGACCGCAGCGGAGAGAACUGCGUGAUCAUGACGGCCGCGGAAGGGCGCUGGAACGACACGCAGUGCGACCGCUCCUUUGACUUUGUGUGCAAGAAGGCACCGAGCGAGCCGGAAAUCCACGAGCCGGAGCAGGGUUGCAAACCGGGCUGGAAGCGCUUCCUCUCCGCGUGCUUUGUGUUUGACGCGGCGCCCCGGAGCCACGCUGACGCCGUCGCUCGCUGCGCAUCUCAGGGGGCGGCACUCGCCAGCGUCCACGACCGGUUCGAGCAGGCGUUCAUCACCAGCCAAAUCGGCCUGGGCUCGCUGGGCUCCUAUUGGCUGGGCCUGAGCGACGUCGACCAACCAGGGACCUUCAGGUGGCUCGACGGAAGGCCGGUGACCUACACACACUGGGGAGUCAACCAGCCAGGCGGCGAUGCGGCGGGCUGCGUGGUGGUGGAGGCCGGCACCACGGCCGCGGGGCUGUGGAGCGUCAGGAACUGCACGCGCGGAAGGGCCGGCGCCGCGUGCCGGGGCCUCCCGCAGGGGGUCACGGCCCCCCCGCCCCCCACCCCGCCCGGCCCCACCCCCACCCCCCUGCCCUGCGCCGUCGGGUGGACGACGUUGGGCAACCACGAGUACUGCUACCAGCUGAACUUCGUGCGUCUGCAAGGGCGCCGCACGUGGGCCGAGUCUCGUGAGCACUGCCGCCAGCAGGGCGCCGACCUGCUGAGCUUGCACGACCGCUCGGAGGCCAUCCUGCUGCACAAGAUCUCCAGGCGUCAGCCGUUUCCAGAUACCCACUACUGGAUCGGCCUCAAUAGCCUGGACCCGGACAAGGGCUUCGUGUGGAGCGACGGCACGCCGGUGUCGUUCAAGAACUGGGGGCGCGGGGAGCCCAACAACUACGGCAACACGGAGCACUGCGGCGAGGCGAAUCGGGGCUGGGCCUCCGAGUGGAACGACAUCGACUGCAACGCGUUCAUGAACUGGGUGUGCAAGGUGGCACGAGGCGUUGCUGUGAAGCCACCGCCGACAGAGCCGGCCCCAGCGCCGGGGCCGUUGGGGUCUCAGUGGGUGGUGCGUGGCGAGGUGGAGUACCUCCUCAACGACUCGCUGAAGCUGCCCUUCGUGCCGGCGCGGGCAGCCUGCCGGAGCCUCGGCGGCGAGCUCGCCUCCAUCGCUGACAAAGAGGAGUGGUUCUUCCUCUAUCGGAAGGUGGCGAGGAUGGCGCGUGACGAGCAGUGGUACAUCGGCCUGGAGCUCGGCAUUGAACGGAGACCUCGCUGGGUGGAUGGAACUCCCAUCACGUUUGAGAAUUGGGCUCACAACGAGCCCAACGACGCCAACAUGGAGGAGAGCUGCGGCACGAUGUACUCCAGGAACGGGAAAUGGAACGACAUCAACUGCGGCGUGCCCCUGGUGUUCAUCUGCGAGCGCAACAACGCGUCGGCCGCGGGGCUUCCCACGCUCCCCCCCACCGCCCCCACUGCCGGCGGCUGCCCCUCCGACUGGCUGCCCUUUGGAAACAAGUGCUACAGGUUCCACUCCAACGAGUCCGAGUGGGACACGUGGAUCAACAGUCGCAACGUCUGCCGCACGGCCGGGGGUGACCUGGUCUCCAUUAACAACUGGAGGGAACAAGCCUUCAUUGUCAGCAACCUGGCCGCGGUGAACGGCAGAAUGUGGAUCGGCCUCAACGAUCGAAACAUGGAGGGGCGCUUCCUGUGGACCAGCGGCGUGCCCGUCCUCUUCACCAACUGGGCCCCGAAGUCUCCGCGAUCGACCCACAGCAGGCAAGACUGUGCUCUGCUGCUGGCCACCAGCAAGAUGGAGGCCGUGGGGCAGUGGGAGGACGUGCACUGCGAUGGGAAGCACGGCUUCAUCUGCACGCAGAACAAAGACCCAUUGCUGCCGAACCGGGAGCAAGCGGUUCCGUUGGCCGGCUUCAUGCGUUUUGGCGACGCCGAGUUCCGGGUGCUGGAGACGCCCCUGGGCUGGACGGCGGCGCGGUCGGCGUGCCGGGCACAGCGGGCGGACGUGGCAAGCGUUGUGAGCCCCUACGAGCAGGCCAUGCUCGCCCUCAUCGUCCACCUCACGAGGCCGCUCUGGAUCGGGCUCAACGGGAACCUGACCGGCGGCGACUUUGGCUGGACCGAUGGCUGGCCGACCUCGGUGACCUACUGGGCGCCGGAGCAGCCGACGGACGCCGGGAGCUGCGUGGCCGCGGCACAAAAUCAGGGCCUCUGGACCGUCGCCGACUGCAGCAGCAAAAUGCCCGUGCUUUGCAAGAAGUGGCACGUCAAGCCACCGACAGUCCCUCCCGAGGUGGAGGGACGCUGCCCGGAGGAUCCGAAGGGCACGGCGUGGGUCCCGUUCCGCAGCAGCUGCUACCUCUUCCAGAGCAGCAAGACCAUCACCUGGUCGUACGCCAUCCUCAUCUGCAACCGCCUAGCAUCUGUGCGCUCAGAGCUCCAGGUGGCGAGCCGCUUCACGCAGCCGCUCAUUGUGAACUCCUCCGCGGUCGCGACGCGGUCCGUCGCUUUCCGCCUCCUGCUCGUGCGAGCGGGCAAGUGCGCCCUGGGGGGCACGGCUCCUCACACGCGGCCCUGCCCCACGGGGCAGACGGCUCCUCACACGCGGCCCUGCCCCACGGGGCAGUCGGCUCCCCACACGCUGCCCUGCCCCACGGGGCAGUCGGCUCCUCACACGCUGCCCUGCCCCACGGGGCAGUCGGCUCCUCGCACGCUGCCCUGCCCCACGGGGCAGUCGGCUCCUCGCACGCUGCCCUGCCCCACGGGGCAGUCGGCUCCCCACACGCUGCCCUGCCCCACGGGGCAGUCGACUCCUCGCACGCUGCCCUGCCCCACGGGGCAGUCGGCUCCUCACACGCUGCCCUGCCCCACGGGGCAGUCGGCUCCCCACACGCUGCCCUGCCCCACGGGGCAGUCGACUCCUCUCGGCUCCCCGCAGGGCGGUCAGGACGAGGUUGUUGCCCCGCGCCGCUGCAACGAAGCCCGACGGUGCCCAGCCACGAGCUGA
Molecule: messenger RNA, 4520 nt
Organism: Lethenteron reissneri (Far Eastern brook lamprey)
Lineage: Eukaryota; Metazoa; Chordata; Hyperoartia; Petromyzontiformes; Petromyzontidae
Product: macrophage mannose receptor 1-like
Source: RefSeq, a predicted model, not a curated record